Bacidia gigantensis is the source of this 810-nucleotide messenger RNA. RefSeq lists its product as uncharacterized. The record is from RefSeq and is a predicted model, not a curated record. Gene Ontology annotation, cellular component: cytoplasm; eukaryotic translation initiation factor 3 complex. Lineage: Eukaryota; Fungi; Ascomycota; Lecanoromycetes; Lecanorales; Ramalinaceae. Bases 1 to 810 code for a protein of 269 amino acids. The transcript has 3 exons. Gene Ontology annotation, molecular function: translation initiation factor activity.
AUGCCUCCAUCGAAACGAAGAGAAGAAACAUCCUCGGAGGAAAGCUCUGACGAGGACUCGUCAUCUCCACCGCCAAUCGCCCGAAAGGGCAAAUUCGACGAUGAAGACGAGGAUAGUGAUGUCCUUGAUUCGUGGGAUGCUGCCGAAGACUCUGAGGUAGAGCGAGAAAAGUUGAAGAAGGCUACCGAGGCAAAAGCAAAAGCGGACCUGGAGACAGCCGCCAACAAGAAAUCGAAAGCGCAAAGGAUCGAAGAAAGAAGAACGGCAAAUAUGAAAAAAAAACUGGAGGAUGAUGGUGAUUCAACAAGCGAGGAAGAUACCUCAGUGACUCGAGCUGAAGCCCGACAGCGUGAACAAGACGCAGAUCUCAAACAUGCUGAGGACUUGAUUGGCAAUAUUGGUAUCAACAAGAGCCGGUCCGACGUGAAAACCGUCGUGGUCACAGAUCCCUCAAACCCUAAUAGUGCCAUUGAUCUGUCAACCCUGCCGUUAUUCAAACCUACUUCCAAGGAUCAGUUUGCCAAGCUACGCGAGACCCUGGUGCCGGUAUUGAUUGCCAAUUCCCAAAAAGCUCAUUAUCCGUUAUUCAUGCAAGAAUUCUCUAAACAGAUUGUCAAAGAUCUACCAAGUGAACAUAUCAAGAAGAUUGCAAGUGGCUUGACAACCCUGUCGAAUGAGCGAAUGAAAGAGGAGAAAGCAGCCGAGAAAGGCGGGAAGAAAACCAAAGCGGCUAAAAGCAAAGCCACCUUGGUUGCCAACCGGGAUACUAGUCAGAAGGCAGACACAACGGCCUAUGACGAUUUAGGGUGA